CUUUCGCUUAUUUUUUAUUGAAAUUCAAGAAAGGUCUUGAAAAGUAAAUCUCAGGUAGUUGGUUGACUUUGUCUGACUUUUUCAAAUAUAUCAGCAGCCUUGAAAGGAGCUUUAAAACCAUACAGCCAUUGUGUCUGUUUAUUCGUUAGAACGUCGAUCAAUCACCCAGAAUGUAACAUAACACCCGGCCUUAACACAAUCUAACUAUCUUUUCAAACUUACAAAAAGAUUCACAAUUUCAACGUCAUUGCCAUUAAUAUAAAUAUAAUAGACUUUUGACUUUGUUUUGAUAAGCGUCUGAUCUUACGAUUAGGGCCCAAGUAACAAGUUUUUAAGUUAAAAUUUGAGAGGACGCAGCUAUAGGAAAUCGAAACCAUGAAGGUUUUCGUUGUUGUUUUGGCGGUGUGUCUUCUUUUAGUCUGUGUGCAUGCCCAAAGAGAAAGAAAGAAAAACAAGGAUGGCAGAGAAGGUGGGAAAAGGGGAGAUAGAAGACCAGGCAAAGUGAAAAAGCCACGUCCAGGGACGGGUACUCCAUGUCCAGAUGCCAACAACGCUGCCUACGAGAUUGAAUGGAAGGGUAGAAAGGCAUGUUGCAAAGAUGGUAUAUGGAAAUGGCCGACAGGGGGCCCUGUGUUAGUCGAACAACCAAACGGCCAAGAUAAAGCUGAGCCAGUCGCCAAGAGGUGCAGAGGAUCAGGCAUAUUUACAGUGACUGGGCCAAACAAGUGUGAUUGCGUCAGAUCUGAUAUCUGUCCAGAAGAAGGAGACCUGAGAUAUGAGAACUGGUGCUGUGUCGACAAUGUAUGGAAGUAUCCGAAUGGCAACGGGGAGACGUACUUCAGCAGAUACAUCCAAGACGACGCCAAGGAAAUAGAACUGAGGUGCAAAGGAGGAAGAAGAUUCCAAAUCAUGGGGCCCCGUGAUUGCGGAUGCUUACCAUAUACUUCACCUCGUCAAGGCCCAAACGUUGAACAAGCCGGGCUCAGUGUUCCUGAUGAGGUUAUAAGUUUGGGACGUUGCAAGAAAAGUGGCGAUUUCAUCUUAAUAAACAGGAAUUAUAACGGUGAUAACGGCGUUACCACAACGGAUAGAAACAUACCAGCUAUGUGUACUCCCUCUCAGUCGGGACGUCCUACCUGGAAUGUGCUAUGCUGGCCUGAUAUGGAGGACCAUCAAUUCGCACAGGCUGUGUGCGAGGGAUUACGUGGUUGUAAACAAGGUGGGAGUGCAACACAGCGAGACUGUAAAAACGUCAAGGUUGUCCCCAUCGCAGAGUUCCACACGAAGGACAGAGUUGAUCAGCGAGUCCGACUCAAGUUUACAUGCUCCGGACCAGCAUCGUCAGUGGAAAAUUGUCAACCUGAGUUAACUGCUGGCUGCAACAAGAAGAUGUUCAGGAUAGAGGGAUGUUAUCCUCCCGAGAAGCAAUAGGCCAUAUGGUUCAUAUAGCCAUAUCAAUGAUUCUAUGAAGAUUAUUACAGUGAUUUAGAAUUUGGACAUACUGCUUUGAAUUAACACAUUAACAUAAAACAUCGAACCAAUUAGUCUAACAAAUGAAAUAAAGAAAAUAUAUGGAACAUUGACACUUUUAGACACUUCUAGUAUACAAUUUUUGUAACAUAUCAAUAUACAGGGUGACCUUAAAACAUGCUCUCUCAUCAAGUUAUUUUUAUAAAAAAAGCUUUUGAAAAAUACAGUUUAUUUUAUUUUGGCUUUACUUUCCAAAAGCACGUAAUUUUUGGAUUGCUUUCAUGCACAUUAUACUCGAGGCAAAAUGUAAUGACACAAGCAAGGCAAUAUGGACAGUCACUCAGUUUGUUGAUUUGGUGUCACAAAUAAUAAGUUUAUUGAAUGCUAAAACAUCUGUAGCACGGUUGUUGAGAUAUAGUAAACGUUGCAUUUUAAUGUAUAUGUACUGAACAUUCAGUCUAGACAGGUACAGACUGUAAUUAAUAAUUGUAUCAUGUUUAUGUGUAUUACACAAUGUAUGUGAAUUGAAGUCCUGGGUUUUAUCAAUCUGUUUCGCUUUUACUGGAUCACCCUGCAUUUAUUGUGAAUUGCAUGCACUUUAAGAAAUACAAUGGAAAAUUGACAACUCUAUCAAAUAAGCAUAAAUUUGAAUAUUGGAAAUAGAAAAAUGAGACUCAUGUUUUUUACUUGUGUUCCGCUCUGAUGAAAGAAAUAGUGGGAACGUUUGUGACAGAGCAUAGAGACUAGGAUUCAUGGAAGUCUAAAUAAUAAUUUUUUUAUUCAUGAA
Molecule: messenger RNA, 2257 nt
Organism: Owenia fusiformis
Lineage: Eukaryota; Metazoa; Annelida; Polychaeta; Sabellida; Oweniidae
Source: the annotation of a GenBank genome assembly